Closterium sp. Yama58-4 is the source of this 1503-nucleotide messenger RNA. Lineage: Eukaryota; Viridiplantae; Streptophyta; Zygnematophyceae; Desmidiales; Closteriaceae. The record is from the annotation of a GenBank genome assembly.
AUGGGGUACUAUAUCGCGGCCUCAAAUGACGCGACGGCGUCGGGCCCAACUUACCCCACGACUGCGACCUACAACUACGAGCGCUACGUGUUCGACGCGACCACGCCGCCAAAUCUUGGCACUACUGUAAUCCUCUUCCCUCGCCCAUCGUUUUCUUGGCAGGCCGCAAGUACGAACUCUGAAUCGGAUUGUUGCCGCGCCUGCGCCGCGAAAGUCGGCUGCCAGUACUGGCGACUGAGCAAGCUGACUACCCCGGGCACUUGCACCCUGCUGGGAUCGCUGACGGGACUCACCACAACCAACUGGGUGAAGCAGGUGGAUCCCACGUACAUUGGCGGCAUAUGCAACCCCCUCGCCAACACCAACGGCGACCCGCAUUUCCGCGGCGCGGAUGGCACGCGCUUCGAUUUCAACGGCCUGCUCGACCGCUCCUUCUGCCUGCUCUCCGACCGUCGAAUCCACAUCAACAUGGGGAUCAAGGGCUACCGUCCAAUCGGCAACCUCCCAGGCACUGCCACGUCGUUGGAUGAAAACACGCUCGCCGCGGCGGUGGAAGCAGCAGCGAAUGAGUUUAAGCCACGUCACAUUCAGGAGUUGCAGGAGGAAGCAUUAAGUGCUGCGGAAGUGGCGGGACUGCUGCAGAUGCGCGCCAAUGGGAGCUUGCCCGAGUCGGAAAAGGUGGAAGCUGCGCUCGAGCGGGAGGUGGGGAGGCUCCGCGGCGGAAUCGGCGCGGCGGGAGACGUGGAGGUCAGGCUUGGAGCGGCUCAGGCUGAGUCUGCGGCGGGUCAAGGUUCGGAGGAGAGGCAUUCGAUCCAGUAUGCGCGGCACGAGCUUGAAACGAGGCUGCUUGAAGGGAAGCCAAUCCGCAGCUGGAUCAGGGAGCUUCAAGUGAUGUGGCGCGAUGCCACAGGAGCGCAGCAUUCGGCAUUCCUCAAGGCGCGGGAUGGCAAGGAGCAGGGCCGAGGCGCCUCCGGAUUCAUCAAUCGGUUGGUGAUCGACGGCCAAGAAGUGGCCCCUCCUUUUUACCCUGGGAGUUCAAUCUCCGCAAACGGAGGCUUUAAGCUGCUGCUGGCGGAAACCAGGAGCCGGCCCGGGAGGAUAGAAGACGAGUUCCACCUGAAAAUAGAGGGCGUGAUGGAUCUGGGGUUGACUGCGCGGGUGGCCCAUCCGCUCAUGCAGACUGCGACUGAGGCUCAGGCGCAUUUCAACGUGCACGUCGUGCAACUCAAUCACACGGAGGGCAUUCACGGGGUGUUGGGGCAGACCUUCCGCAGUGAGGCAUCCCGCUCGGUGAGAUCGCUGCGGCACCGCCUGCUCACUCGCCUGCUAAGGGAGCCAGUGGACGUGGAGAGCAGUGAGGGGGGCGACGGGCUGUUGGAUGGGAUCGUGCAGGACUAUCUCACCUCGGGAAUUGCCGCCACGGAUUGCGUGUUCUCUGCCGCGUGGAGGAGGGGAGAUCCGGAUAUCUGGAUGGGCGACGAUGGGCUUGAUUUCAUGCGAUAA